AUGUAUAGGAGAAAGCCUGUGGAAAUCAAUGGUGAUGUUGCCGAAAUCUCUCUGCCAGUGGUUAAGUUCCCACCCUUCAAGUUGAGGGCAUUGCUAAUUGAAAAGGAUCCGGUCGUUUGGUUACACUGUCUGGAGACGUAUGUCAAGUAUAUGGACUAUCUACUGCUCGAGAAUAAUAUAGAGAAAGUGGAUGAGAUCACAUAUAAUAAUAUCUGUCAUUUUGUCAAGAGUUAUCUGCAUGAAAUGGCAGAGGAAAAGGCAAAAGUCUUGAGCCUUGGUAUGAAUAGCGAUGUUACUGAAGUACUGAACAUUCUGAAGGAUAGGAUUUUGAAUCUUCUCCAGAGAUGCGGACUGCUUCAUUUGCAAGUGCAUGGUGACUCUCUUUGGGAUUUGGUGAAAGUCUAUGUGGAUCAGAAAAGCUCUGUGGUAAGGGCAUUGCUAGAUGGUUCGUGCAAACCAUCAAUCAAUACUCAAAAGGCGUCAUUGAGCAGGAUUUCUCAAGUUCAAAAGGGUUUGAAGCAUCUUGUGGAGUCUGGUGGUUUCACUAGGGUGGAUCUUAGAGCAUUCGAAGAUUUGCUUAGCGACACACCGCUGAAGACAACGCCGUUCGCAAAGCGGUUUCUAACUGCAAGUUGGUUGGAGACUUUGGAGGUUCUGUGGGCGAAAGGCCGAGGAAGGUUUAGUACCUUUGCCAAGCAGCUCGCAAUCAUUACGCUGUUUUCGGUUUCAGCGGAGGAUAUCUCCCGUACAACAAAGGACAUGGGUCUGGCUACAUUGGACACUGCUGAAUUAUAUCCGUUGCUGGGGUCCUUGCUCCUCAGUGAAAAUUUGAGGCAAAUGAAACCAGCUUUGGUCUCCUCGCUGCCGCAGUUCAAUGUCAAUAUCGAAGAAAUCGCUUCGCCGCUGGAUGAAUCAGCACUUGCUGCAAUUGCAGAGCUAUUCCCGCAUUUAACUAAACACCAACUGUCAUAUCUAUUGCGGCAGUUCGAGGGCAGCGUCGAGAUGGCGACGAAUGCUAUUUUCGAGGAUCCAAGUAUCAUUGAUGCGAUACCGAAACAGGCACCAAGCGAGACUGACCAUGCUGAUGAGAACCAAACCAGCGAAGAGCUUGCGAUUCACUCAUCGAAAAAAUCUUAUUCAUCAGAAAACGCUUCAUAUGGUACUGUCAACCAAGAAGUGCCUGAUGAACUACGAAACAGGACUUUAACUAGAGCUAUGCGAUUGAUAUAUCAGGCAGAUGAAGACGAGCGUGACGACACUUAUGAUGAAGCUGAAGUGUCCCGAUCAGUGGGUAAAAUAUCAAUUGAUGAUGAAAACGAGAAUGAUAGUGCUUCCAAUUCAAGUAAAACAACGGUCUCAGAGGCGGAUAGAAUCGAAGGAUUUCUCUGGGAGUUGUUGAAGGAGGAAAGAUCCCUGUUUGAUAGAUCUACGAGAGGUAGCAAGGUCAGGAAGUGGAUGAAAAAGGAAACAAAUUGGUCUGACGAACAAAUUGAGGGAUGGGCUCGUAUGUUAGAAAAGUCGCCACAGCGUGCUAGAAUUUUGGAGGAGAAGUUCAUGUUCAGAGGAAACGUCAAAACGGGAAAAACUGCUUAUGUCAAGAAUCGGAAUGAUAAUGAGAUUAAUAACAUCCGGAAUGAUGAAGAGGUGCAAAAGGUCCCGAAAAAGAGCUCCACAACGCCGGCAGAUAAGAAGAGGCAACAUGCUAGAAACGAGAGAAAGAAGAGUUCUAAAGCGAAUCAUAACCGGAAAGCGGCUCACGAUAAGAAGUUAUCUAGGUAG
Molecule: messenger RNA, 1779 nt
Organism: Torulaspora globosa
Lineage: Eukaryota; Fungi; Ascomycota; Saccharomycetes; Saccharomycetales; Saccharomycetaceae
Gene: CUE3
Product: Cue3p
Exons: 1
Coding region: 1-1779 (592 amino acids)
Molecular function (GO): ubiquitin binding
Source: RefSeq, a predicted model, not a curated record